CAGCGGCGCACCCACAGCCCGAGGGGCGGCGGCGGGCGGCGGCGGCGGGCGGUACUCUUCUACUCAUCAAGAUGGAAAGCUCAGAUUCUGGUGAUAAAGGAAGUAUUGAUCAGUCAGAAGCCCAACGUCAGAGCCAGCUGGAUCGGUUAGACCGAGAGGAAGCUUUCUAUCAGUUUGUGAACAACCUGAGUGAAGAGGACUACAGGCUUAUGAGAGAUAACAAUUUGCUAGGAACACCAGGUGAAAUUACUGAAGAAGAGUUGCUGAGAAGGCUACACCAAGUUAAAGAAGGUCCGCCACAGCAAAACAGUGAUGAGAAUAGAGGUGCAGAGUCCGCAGAAGAUGUUUCAAAUGGAGAUUCUAUAAUAGACUGGCUUAAUUCAGUCCGACAGACUGGAAAUACGACACGGAGCGGGCAGCGAGGAAACCAGUCCUGGAGAGCAGUGAGCCGGACUAACCCAAAUAGCGGCGACUUCAGAUUCAGUUUGGAAAUAAAUGUCAACCGUAAUAAUGGGAGCAUGAAUCCAGAAACUGAGAAUGAGCCAUCUGUAGAGCCUUCCAAUGGGGAGGAUUUGGAAAACAGCCAAAGUGACUCUGAAAUUCCAAGGUCUGAAUCACCAUCUGUAAGGCAGCCUGGAUCAGAAAGGAGCAGUGCGGAGGAGCUGACAGCUGAGGAGGCUUCCCCUCCUAGAGGGCAGAGGAGAGCCAGGAGUAGGAGUCCAGAGCAGCGGCGGACGCGGGCUAGGACUGAUAGAAGUAGGUCACCUAUUAAUGCAGCGAGCGAGGCCCCUCGCAGGUCUCAUCACAACACAUCAUCUCAAACACUUGACCACUCCUCAGCGGGCGAGGCCGAGGGCAGCUCUAGAACCAGGCAGCACGUGACGUUAAGGCAGCACACAGUGGGGACUGAGGUGCCAAGUGAAAAUGCAGUUCUGUUUGCCCCCCCUGAGACGAGGCCCGCUCCUCAAGCAGCGGGUUCUUCAGAAAGCACCGGCGCCAGCGAGUCCACGGCUCCUGGGCAGAGGCCUCCCACCAUAGUGCUGGACCUGCAGGUGAGAAGAGUUCGCCCGGGCGAGUACCGGCAGAGGGACAGCAUCGCCAACAGGACCCGCUCGCGCUCCCAGACCCCCAACAACACGGUCACCUACGAGAGCGAGCGCGGCGGCUUCCGGCGCACCUUCUCCCGCUCGGAGCGCGCCGGCGUGAGAACUUACGUCAGCACCAUCAGGAUCCCCAUCCGCAGGAUCCUGAACACGGGCCUGAGCGAGACCACGUCGGUCGCCAUCCAGACCAUGCUGAGGCAGAUCAUGACGGGCUUCGGGGAGCUCAGCUACUUCAUGUACAGCGAUAACGAUGCAGAUUCCGGCGGGUCGGCUCCCUUUCACAACGUGGAGACUGCCGAGCCGCAGAGCGGAGGCGGGGGCGCCUCGGGCAAUGAGAAUGCAGAUGUCAGCUCGGGGGAGGUGUACGAGGGUGGGCACGAGGCCAGCUCCACAUCUGGCGCCAGGCGGGAAGGCCGCAAUAUGAGGGGAUCGGUCACUUUUGAAGAAAGCGGUUCUCUACCAUUCCUUAGCCUUGCACAGUUUUUCUUACUCAACGAAGAUGACGAUGACCAACCCAGAGGACUCACCAAAGAACAAAUUGACAACCUAGCCAUGAGGAAUUUUGGUGAGAGCGACGCUCUGAAAACCUGCAGCGUGUGCAUCACCGAGUACACGGAGGGCAACAAGCUCCGCAAGCUGCCGUGCUCGCACGAGUACCACGUGCACUGCAUCGACCGCUGGCUGUCCGAGAACUCCACCUGCCCCAUCUGCCGCAGGGCAGUGCUGGCCUCUGGGAACAGGGAGAGCGUGGUCUGAGGCAGAGCUGAGUGAUGGCCAGGCAGCCGGUGUGAUAGUGAUGGGCAAAGAAGUCACUUCCUUUAUGACCACUUUUUGAGUGGUACCUCAGUGUAUAGUAAUGACUCGGAGUGAAUCUUCCCUCAUUGAAAGCAUUUUCUCUGGAUUCAAGAUUUGGGAAUUGGAAAAUUUCUUUAAUUAGAUUUUUCGAGUUCUAGUCGGUUUGGGUGUUCAAUUUCACUUGUCCAAAGACAUCUCCCCACUUCAAAGUAUUUUUUUCUUUGUGAAGAUAUUAAGUUCUUUCUCCUUCCCAGCCCAAUAAACAGUUUUUCCUCAAGAUUGUGCUUCUGAGGAGUUAUUUGAGAAGUUAUCCCAGCUCAGUGUCCAUGAGUCAUAGAGGAGUUUUUGCAAGAAAUCCAACUCUCUGAAAAAAUAAUAUUAAUUUAAUUGCACAUUUGAACAUACUUUUAAUUUUCCUCCUGGGUUAAUAUUGGACAUGUCUGUGUAAAUAACACUAAUGUUAGCCCUUUCCCCAUCACUAUGGCACGCUGUAGGAUGAGCUGUUAGCGUAAUUGGGAUAUUUAUCUUGUUGUGGAAAUAUAAGAAUUGCCUAUGCUUGUUUAAAUAAAGGAAAAAAAAAUCUGUUUUAAAAUUGUAAAGCUUUUUUGUAGAAGCUCAGUACUUUUCCAAUGCACUGUUGUACUAACGCAUUAAGAAUUAAAAUUGUACCAUGCUUAGAAAUCAAGAACGCUUUUCAUACAACCCCCACUACACAGAGAGCAAACUGAACACAAGAGAGCUGCUUUUGUGACUGUGUACCUGUCAAGAGCAGUGCAUAUCUGUACUAUUUAUGUGAACAGCUACUGUAACAUAAAAACAGUUGGAUUAGACAUUUAAUUGCAUUUUAAAAACCGGAAAUUAAAUGUUAUAGUUGCAGUGUUUUGGCUCAGUAAUGCCACCAAAAAAAAAAACGAUGAUAAAAAUUAGAAACUGUUCUAAUGGCUGGUUAUUUCUUGGUAUGGUUGCAAAUAUGGAAUAAUACAAACCUGUGUGUACUGCCUUGUUCACUGAGGUUUGUGCCCAAUUUUUCUAUCAGCUUUUCCUCUCAAUUUUUGAGGCAGUGUUGUAACUUCAUCAAACAAGUAUGGACAGGUUGGUUUUUAGUUCUUCACAAGGUUCAGCUGUACUGGUAACCUCUGGAUGUGUUGAGUGGUCUGGUGUUGGUAGCCUGUGGUGCAGGUGCCUCAGGGAAUAACUGGAAAGCACAUCAUUAGUAUUGGGUUACAUUUGAAAAUGAGUGCACUUAAAUGUGUAGGAGAUUCUUGACACUAACAGUAAAAACCCAACAAGCUCUUUAUAUUCCUAUUGGACAGAAUGAAAAUUAAUUUACUUUUAAAAUUAUGUACAUGACGUGUUGCAGUUGAGAAUUGGAGAAUGUGCCUCAACUCUCAUCGGAGUGUGUGUGGGGAAGCAUCCUUCACCCUCACUGACCCCUUCUUUGUUUUAUUCUCCAAGGUUUUGGGUUUUUCCUGGCUUGCAUGUGCAGUGGGAGAGUGAUUUUUAUUUAUUUCCACUCCAGGGCAGUAGUGCUGAAGGGAUAUGAGCUGCUCUUGCUGGCUGGAUGGGAAAUGUUGCUUGUUCCUCAGAUGACAAAACCAAAGCUGGCCUAUCUCUUUUUUCCUAACUAAAACACAUUUUUGGUGUU
Messenger RNA from Melozone crissalis (California towhee), 3543 nucleotides. It is a transcript of the gene RLIM, whose product is annotated as ring finger protein, LIM domain interacting. Gene Ontology annotation, biological process: random inactivation of X chromosome; ubiquitin-dependent protein catabolic process; protein ubiquitination. NCBI's taxonomy places the organism in Eukaryota, Metazoa, Chordata, Aves, Passeriformes, Passerellidae. Gene Ontology annotation, cellular component: cytoplasm; nucleoplasm. The coding region runs from base 72 to 1859 and encodes 595 amino acids. The transcript has 4 exons. Gene Ontology annotation, molecular function: ubiquitin protein ligase activity. The record is from RefSeq and is a predicted model, not a curated record.